CGACUCCUAACCAAAUCUGUCUUCUAAAAGCCCCCUCUCAAAGUACAUCUACUUACCAGUGUAUCAAUUCAAAGGGCGGAGCAGGACGGACUAGGAUGGCCUUGAUGGAAUCAAGGAUAGCGCCUCGUGCUUUAUUUUCUCUGUAUCGCUCGUUAUUGCGCCAGGUGCAACAACUUCCUCACUACUACUUGCGAGAAUUCUUCCGAAUAAAAGUCGGUGAGGAUAUCCGAAGUAUCCUGCAUGCGAAGCAGACGGAGAAAGUCCGCAUAUCCAAAGUAAGGCGAGUUAGACAGGAGCUGCUAAGAUUAGAGCGUGCCAAUUCAGGACGGAAGAAAUCAAUAGACCAUAUUCUUGAUCUUGCUUAUGGUCGCAAAGGACCACUGAAAUGGAGCAUGAUGAAGCCGCUUCUCACAGAUCCUACAUCACCUCUACCUCCUCGAAUUAUUUCGGAAGUUGAGCGCUCACGUCCGCCACAAUACUCUCCAGAACUUGCGGCCCUCUUAAGCUCCAACUUUGCUCGUGCGGGAGGUAAACCGAUGAAAACACCGCAUUUCGAGCGGCCUCCUACACUACCUCCCAGAGCCGACCCGAAUUCGGAUCAAGCGCGCUGGUUCGGUCCAUUCAGUAAACGCCGCCGAGUAAACAUCCACUGGCGUUACUUCACUAGCCAAUGGAAAUCUACGUAUCCUCCUCUCGAAGUUUCUGUCUCCGCAUGUCCAGAAGGAGCUGACGGGACAGUUCCGAUGUCGCAAUCAGUCAAUGCCCUUGACAUCAGAGGAGUUGGCUUGCAGGACAGUGGUGUCUUACAGGAGCUACAUGCUCUCGCGGGCCCCCGCUCAAGACGACCGCCCAUCCCACGUCGGCAACGACAGUCGCUCAGCCGACCAGAUGAUCCAACGCCUUCAUCCUCGUCACCUUCUCUCGCUGAAGCACCUAACCGAUUCCUCCGGCGUCGUUAUCGUGAACUUCUGGCCAGGAUACCCAUCCUCACUUACACGCCAC
Messenger RNA from Stereum hirsutum FP-91666 SS1, 1002 nucleotides. RefSeq lists its product as uncharacterized. The annotation marks the transcript as partial. NCBI's taxonomy places the organism in Eukaryota, Fungi, Basidiomycota, Agaricomycetes, Russulales, Stereaceae. The transcript is spliced from 4 exons. The record is from RefSeq and is a predicted model, not a curated record.